Alternaria burnsii is the source of this 969-nucleotide messenger RNA. Its product is annotated as inosine guanosine. The transcript has 6 exons. Gene Ontology annotation, biological process: nucleoside metabolic process. Gene Ontology annotation, cellular component: cytoplasm. Gene Ontology annotation, molecular function: purine-nucleoside phosphorylase activity. Lineage: Eukaryota; Fungi; Ascomycota; Dothideomycetes; Pleosporales; Pleosporaceae. The record is from RefSeq and is a predicted model, not a curated record. Bases 1 to 969 code for a protein of 322 amino acids.
AUGGAGACCGUUUCAGACAUGGCAGCUGCACCCAACGCCUAUGCCCGCGCUACGGAAACGGCCAAAUACGUACGCUCACAAUUGCCAGAAGCACUGCAAUACCCCAAGGUAGCCAUCGUGUGUGGCUCUGGAUUAGGUGGACUUGCCGAGACGAUUGAAUCAGAGCCCAAGGUCGAAUUGGCUUAUGGAACGAUUCCCAACUUUCCAAAGAGUACCGUCGUAGGACAUGCUGGAAAGUUUGUGUUUGGGCAGAUUGGACCCCAGAAGACGCCUGUCGCGCUUCUUGUUGGACGAGCACAUUUCUAUGAGGGACAUUCGAUGGACCUGGUCACAUUCGCCACGCGAGUGUGCAAACUGCUCGGUGUCGAAACCAUGAUCGUCACAAACGCAGCUGGUGGUCUUAAUCAGACUUACCGCGUAGGAGACAUUGUUUGCUUGAACGAUCAUCUCAACAUGGCUGGACUUGUCGGCAUUCAUCCUCUGCGUGGCCCUAACAUCGAGGAGUUUGGCGUUCGUUUCCCACCUCUAUCAGAUGCCUAUGACCUCGACCUGAGGGUGCGGACGCACAAGGCCUGGGCAAAGCUAGGGCUGGAUAAGCAGCAACGAAAGCUACAUGAGGGUGUUUACGCAUUUGUAGCAGGACCAACUUAUGAGACUCGGGCAGAAUGCCGAAUGCUCAGUACGCUGGGGGCUGAUGUUGUGGGUAUGUCAACUGUACCCGAGAUCAUCGUCGCCAGACACGCUGGAAUGCGCAUUCUGGCAUUUAGUCUAGUGACAAACGUUGCUGUUCUCGAGGCAGGCGCCCACGGAAACGAUGCAGCAAUUCAGUCCAUGAAUAGGGCGGAACUGACCGAGCAUCUAAGUCAAGGGAAGGCAAACCACGAGGAGGUGCUGGAGGCCGGACGAGAGGCAGCCAAGGACAUGCAGGCUUUGGUCAAGCAGAUAUUGUCCGAUCUCCAUAGUCAGUAG